AAUUGAACAAAAUAAGAGGAUUCUUCGCGGCCAAGAACAGAUUAAAGCACAAAAUUUAGAUAUUAAAAAUACUCUCGCAGGUGUGAUGGACAACACUAUUCCGCGAGAACCAGAUUUAGACGGAAUAAAAGAGGAGUUUCAUAUUCCAGUGACAGAUUUUAAGUUUUUCGACACCCUUAAUGCUGUCCUCAAACAGGACAAAAUCAAGAGAUCAAAAAUGAGGACGUACUUAAUUGGUGUUGGCAGUUCACAAAGUCGAGUUGUUGGUAAUAUGUUAUCAAAACUAAUGAAGUUUUCAGUAGGAGCUCAAUUCUGCCUUAAAGGACAAAAUGCGAACAAACGCCGCUUUGACAAGACUGAAAUUAUGGAUUUAGUAACUGAGUGUGUUCGCUCAACUCCUGGUGUGCGUCUGACCGAAACUGAUGUAAAAACAAAAAUUGGUCGUUGGUUGAAAUCGGCACCUAAAAAAUUGGGAAAAGAUGAUACUGAAGAUGAAUUAGCUGAAAGCGGCGAGAACGAUUACUAG
Daphnia magna is the source of this 526-nucleotide messenger RNA. RefSeq lists its product as uncharacterized. The transcript has 3 exons. NCBI's taxonomy places the organism in Eukaryota, Metazoa, Arthropoda, Branchiopoda, Diplostraca, Daphniidae. The record is from RefSeq and is a predicted model, not a curated record. The coding region runs from base 86 to 526 and encodes 146 amino acids.